CAGGGUGAACAGUUCUCAGGAGAAACAAAAAGAUUCGGUUCAGGGUGAACAGUUCUCAGCAGCCUCCAUUGCUGAGCAGCGGCAGUCAGGGAAACCGGUUUCUAUGGAGACGAGUUCACUGACUUCCAAACAGAGCGGGAUCAACAGCUUUUUGUCCGAUUGCACGAUGAAUUCAGAAACCUCAUUGGGUCUCGCGAAUAACGAUGAUCAACCAGGAAAAUCUGGGGUCAGGACAGGGUACAAGACACAGGAUGGGCAUAUCUCCCAGAUCCCUGGACUGUCCCCAACCAUCAGCCCCCCACACGAGGAGAAGCUCCGUGGGAGAAGAGCCGCGGUGCUGGAUGGCGACUCUGACUACGUGAAACUGGCAAAGCAAGGAGGACAUAAGGAGCUUUUGUGGCAUGAGGAAAGAAAUGUUUUUAAAACAAAUGCAUACAAACCUGCAGACUGGUUCUGCACGCAGUCAGGAGACCCCACCAUACCCAGCCAGAAAAAUAACUCUGGAGCCUACCUACCCCUAGACGCUCCCUUUGGGACCGACAACAUGUCAACAUGGGAGAGAGAUCGUGGCAACGGCAAUGGAAAAGACAAGAACCCAGACGCUAAUUACAACCAGAUGGAGGAGGUGCAGACCUCCAGUCAAUAUGAGGGCGGCAAGUAUAAGAGAACAGUAUUUGACAAGAAACCAGCACCUGUUGACAUGACCAAGCUGUUGAGUUUUGGCUAUGCGGACGACAGCAAACCGAAACAGUGAUUUGUCAAACUGGAAGACUGCCAGAUUGGGCAGACAAUGGGAGGCAUACUCUCCAAGAGGAACAGUUGCCAUCUCCUUCUGACGUUCAUUUCUAAACUUUGUCCUGCUAAGCCUUUUACUAAGUUCCGACAUCUUUAAAACAGUGAGAGUGAGUUGAUAAUUGCAGGCUCUAUAGUAUUUUUUAUUUUGCCUUUAAGUGACGCCUCAUGUGACGAUCGAUGCCUUCAUACGUCUCUUUACAUGUUAAGUAAAGAGGGGCUUUAGUUUGGAAUGUUCUGGGGGCUUGUUGCAGUUUAUGUGAAAAUGAGUGAAACAAUACUAAAAUAAAUUUUAAAUUUAAAAUGA
Molecule: messenger RNA, 1099 nt
Organism: Fundulus heteroclitus (mummichog)
Lineage: Eukaryota; Metazoa; Chordata; Actinopteri; Cyprinodontiformes; Fundulidae
Exons: 8
Coding region: 104-754 (216 amino acids)
Source: RefSeq, a predicted model, not a curated record